Daldinia caldariorum is the source of this 3263-nucleotide messenger RNA. RefSeq names its product glycoside hydrolase family 17 protein. The record is from RefSeq and is a predicted model, not a curated record. Gene Ontology annotation, molecular function: glucan endo-1,3-beta-D-glucosidase activity; 1,3-beta-glucanosyltransferase activity. NCBI's taxonomy places the organism in Eukaryota, Fungi, Ascomycota, Sordariomycetes, Xylariales, Hypoxylaceae. The transcript has 2 exons. Bases 448 to 2787 code for a protein of 779 amino acids. Gene Ontology annotation, cellular component: fungal-type cell wall; extracellular region; cell surface. Gene Ontology annotation, biological process: cell wall organization.
CGUUCUCUUUCUGUAGUCGUUAGAUGUACUGUGAAUACUUACCUAACAUACUUGGGUAAUCAUCUGUUAUUUAUAUACAUUUUACCAUAGUAAAAUAUAUUAUUGAUCAUCUCGUGUAUUCAGUUUUAUACUAGGUACCUCGGUAUAUAAACCGUACAAUAUACCUACCUAGUGUUGUAUUAGGUUACCUGUACACACGGUACACAACCUACUUAGGAACCCGAACUUCUCAAGUCAAGUUUCAAGUCUUAAGUCCCACUCCUCGCCUUACGCAUCGAUCGAUUUGAACAUUGAACAUUGAACAUUUAAACCUUAAACCUUAGCAACGCCCCGUCGCUAGUUGGCGCUAUUCGGCCCAUGCUUUUUGGGGGACCAGCCCUCUCCCUUUCCCAUCCCACCCUUGUACAAGUUUUACAUACCUAACCUUCGGUACCUGGGAGUAAAACCAUGAGUCGUCGAUACUCUUUCGACUUUGAAUCUGAUGAGCGCGACCCCCUCGACAACCCGAAAGACCCAAAUUCUAACUACGUACAUUCCAGUCGCCAGCAGCGCUCUCCCUCUCCUUCCUCUCAUAUCCCUUCGCAAACAUCACAGCCUCGAUCUUACCAAGAUCAUCCCUCUCCGUCUUCCUCUUCCGAAUCGUACCGUUAUCCAGCACGAACUUCGCCCACGAGAGCAUCAAUUGACCCUAAUGCUCGCCUCCAUUUAGCAUCCAAUAACUCCCGCCAGGAUAGGAUAUAUAACGGAAGGGCAAAGAGAGUUGUCGCGCCUGAAACUGGGACUUUAGCCGGGGGGAUCUAUGUUGCGGAAUACCCAUCUUUAUCUGGUCCUGUACCGCCGCCUCACCGAGAAAACAGUACAUCCAGUUGGACAUCCAGUUGGGGGCAUCAGUUUUCUCAGCCUAACGUUACUCCGGGCGCCGACAAUUUUAGCGAGACUGCCGCUGGUGGUAUGUCCGGGCUGGCCAUGAGUGUUGCGGAAAGGAACGCACGAGAAAGUGGACUAGAAGCCAUGAGAGAAUCUCGUCAAUAUCAGGAACCCCAGCGCCAACAGGUUCCCUAUUCCGACGCGUACCAAACUACCCUGCCGCCAGAAGCACCCUACGAUCAGUCUCAAAACCACGCGUACGAUCGGAAUUAUGACACGCCCCAAGGUUACGGUUCCGCUCCCUAUGGUCCACUCGAUCAGGUCUACAAUUCCUCACCUAGCCUAACUCCUUCAGGAACUGCAGCUAUGUCUCAUUCAGGCCAAGGGACGCCGACGCGGGGUAUGCCUGGCUACUCUAGCGAUCCGUUUCGGGAUCCUCGCAUGGCCUACGGUCGAAGAAUGGACCCUGCACUUGAUCAGUUCAAUCCAAACGACAUUGACGAUGACGGUGACGAUGGCCUCGACUACCGACGCUCUACUCGGAACAGCAAAUUAGGUCUUGGGGGAUCGAGUCAUCGAGGCGGUAAGAGCAUUGCAGCUGGUGCCACUGGCGCUGCGGCCGGUGCUGGUAUCAUUGGCGGCCUUAUGGGAAGGAAUCGAAAUAGCGGCAUCAUUUAUGAUCCAGUAGAUAACACGAGCUCUGCAGGCAGGCUUGGCGACGUGAGCGGUGGAUACGACACGGGCGGCGGUGCAGAGAAACAGUCGGAGUGGUUAUCCAGUCAAAACAACAGUCGCAAAAAGUGGAAAUGGUUCAUUCUAAUACUUGUCGGCCUUAUCAUUGCCGGUGGAAUAGUAGGCGGCAUCGUGGGCGGCAUUUUGGUUAGUAGGAAUAAAAGUGGCGAUUCAAGCAGCGCCAGUGGCGUCCAAUCCGCUGCAUCGGACAUUGCUACGAACGGGGAUUUGGACCUCACAUCGAACGAGAUUCAGGCACUAAUGAACAACCACAACCUACACAAGGUCUUUCCUGGUGUCGACUAUACGCCUAUCAAUGUUCAGUUCCCGGAGUGCCUUGAGAACCCGCCUUCUCAGAACAAUGUUACUCGAGACGUUGCUGUACUAUCCCAGCUAACAAACACUAUUCGCCUCUACGGCACCGACUGCAAUCAGACGGAGAUGACAAUCCAUGCCCUGAGACAACUAAAGCUCGAGGACGACAUCAAGAUCUGGCUUGGUGUAUGGCAAGACGGAAACGACACCACAAAUGAGCGUCAACUAAGCAAGAUGUGGAAUAUUUUAGACGAGUACGGGGCCGACCCAUUCAAGGGGCUUAUCAUUGGCAACGAGAUCUUGUUCCGGGAGCAGAUGACCGCCUCACAGCUCAGCGAGCUCCUGGAUUUGGUACGAACCAAUUUGACCAAACAUAACUGGAACCUUCCUGUUGCGACGAGCGACCUCGGCGACAACUGGGAUUCGCAACUCGCCGGUAUGAGCGACUAUAUUAUGGGCAAUAUCCAUCCUUUUUUCGCCGGCGUCAAUGCUGAGGACGCCGCUUCUUGGACGUGGCAGUUCUGGGAGAACAAGGCACACGGAUUCUUCAAAAAGGAAAGCGAGAAGAAUGUCAUCUCUGAGAUUGGCUGGCCAACGAAGGGUGGAACUAACUGCGGCAGCAGCCAGGUGACAGAUUGUCCUAACGGUUCUGUGGCAGGCGUCGACGAAUUGAAUACGCUGAUGGAGAGUUGGGUCUGCCAGGCCCUCGAGAACGGGACCAAUUAUUUCUGGUUUGAGAUGUUUGACGAACCUUGGAAAAUCAGUUUCGACACACCCGGCAAGGAAUGGGAAGAUCAAUGGGGCCUAAUGGAUGUCAACAGAAAUCUGAAAGAGGGUGUCAAAAUCCCGGACUGCGGGGGGAAAACGGUUUGAAGGCAUGGCAGAAACACUGCUUUUCCCGAUUCCUCAAGCAAUUAGUAUAGUUGACUUGGCAGUACGCUGUUAUGUAUUAUACGAAGCAACGCCAGUUAAGGCGGGAGGUCAUACAAAGGGUCAUACGAAGUGCGGCAAGUCUCGGUCUCGGUCUCGGUCUUGGUCUCGGUAUCGGUGCCAGUGUCGGCGUGGUGUUGUUCAUGUUUCAUGGCCUGCACUGAUACAUACGAUUCUCGGCGCAGUGGUUUAAAAGAAGCAAGCAUUAGAGAGCAUCAAUGAGGGGUAUGAAUAGGUGGGCGGCAAGGCGUUAUUAUCGUCGCGCACACGUAUAACAUUAUCAUAGGUUACAAUUCUGUCUUUAUGGUGUUUUGGAGGUUUGGGUUUAGUACCUUAGGUUAGGUACCUACCUACCUAGGUUACCUGGUAUGUAUUAUAGACUAGGUCACUUAUUUUGGGGGGGAUGAGGUAAAUGAUCA